AUGCCGGGGCAUCCGGCCCCCCGGUCGCCCCCGGGCCCCCGGGGACCACCCGGCGGCCUCCUCCCCGGGCCCUUCCAAUUCCAGCCCCGUCGCCAGAGCGUGGACUGGCGCCGGUUGAGCGCCAUCGACGUGGAGCGGGUGGCCCGGGAGCUGGACGUGAUGACCCUGCAGGAGACCAUCACCGGGGUCACCUUCUGCAACCUGGACGCGGAGCGCUGCGCCCACUGUCAGCAGCCCGUGGAUCCCGUGCUCCUCAAGGUGCUCAAGCUGGCCCAGCUGACCAUCGAGUACCUGCUGCAUUCCCAGGACUGGCUGAGCGGCAGCGUGGCCCUCCUGGAGGAGCAACUGCGGAGCGCCCUGGACCAGCGCGAAGGCGCCCAACGCGAGCUGGGCCGCCAAGCCCAGGAGCUCAAGGGCCUCAGGGACCAGAGCCGCCGGCGCAAGAAGAUGAUCGCCACCCAGCAGCUCCUCUUGCAGGCCGGGGUCAACAACUAUCACAAGUGCCACUUGUGCGACAAGACCUUCCUGAACUACUCCUACCUCCAGGCUCAUAUCCAGCGUCGUCAUGUCGAGGUCACAGAGGCUGAGAGACAGAAGAAGAAGCAAGUCGAACAGAUGGAGGAUGGGCUAGAGGAACUGAGAGUAAAGCUGAAACGGACCGAAUCUCAGCUGGAAGCGGAGAGGGAAGAUGAGAAGCGGCGACGAGCUCAGGAAUCCGAGCAGGCCCAUCAGAGGGAAGAGGAGGCCAAGAGAGAAUUUGACAAAUGGAAAGAAGAGGAGAGGACCAAGUUGCACCAGGAGAUAGACAGCCUAAGACAAUUGUUUCUCAGUGAAUUUAGAGACAUCACCAGUAAGAACUCUUCCCUAGAAGGGAAACUCCAGGCACUCCAAAGUCAGAAACCGAAGGAGUCCAACCUCGGGACCCUGCAGGAUGAUGGAAACGAAGACCGACGUCGACAGGAGAAAGAGCUCCGGGCCCUGCGGGAGAAGGCUGAACAGCAGAAAAUGGAGUGGAAGAGAAAGAUGAAGGAACUUCAAGGGGAGCAUUUAGCAGAGAAGGAGGAGCUGAAAGGUGAGAAUGAAAGGCUCCGGGCUACUCUGUCUCGAGACCAGAAGAAAGCCACGGACCACUUUCACAGUCAAAUGCUCACACUGAAUAACCAGCUCCGAGAGCAGGCUAAGGUCAUCAAGUCCCAGGAAGAAGUGAUUAAGAAGAUGUCUCUCAGGAAAACUAAAGUGAUCCAACACGUGUCCAAGGCUGCGAAUGAGAAAGAAGAGUCUACUGAAGAAGAACUGGAGGACUCCCUGGAUCGAAAGCAGCAGGUGUUGGAAGCACUUCGGAGCAACCCCAACUUACUAAAGCAGUUCCGGCCAAUUCUGGAGGAGACUCUGGAAGAGAAGCUGGAGAGCAUGGGAGUGAAGAGAGGCACAAAAGGAAUCUCGGCUCAGGCGCUCCGGAAUCUGGGGUUCCUGAUAAAGACCCAACAGGAGCAUAAGGCCAAGAAAUUUCCUGAACUUCUGAGCCUGAGGGAAAGGCUUGGCAGAGAGGUGAGCGGAAAGGCCAGGCAGAGGCAGAAGAAUGAGGAUAUUGUGUCACAGCCACCCAGCAUAGUUUCAGAUCAUUUCCUUUCUCCAGCUGUCAGCCACAGAGAGACAGCAACUCUGGUUAGCAGCUGGAAGAGCCCAUCGGCCUCCAGACAGACCACCCCGAAGCCGCGGACGGCGCGGAUGGAGGCUCAGUCGGAGCCCCCCAGACCGACUCCUCGGAGGAAAGUCAGCGGCCCGGCGAGGCUGCCGGAGAGCCCGAGGCCCGCUCCGAAGCCGGCUCCUCGCAGAAGAACCCACAGUACCACCACUCUGCCCGGCUCUCCCGCCCUUCAGUUGAGCACCUCGCCUUUUAGCUCGGAGGGCGACUCAGACGGAAGCGACGCUCGCCGUGGGAGCCCCGGAAUGACUCGCCCCCAGAGACUGCGGCAAGCCCAGCCCCCGUCUCGCCUGGAGACCAGAGUCGAGAGCGAGUGGUCCUUGUCUGACACAGACGCCUCCGAUGGGAAAGCCAUCCAUCAUACAGGGGCUGGAGUUGACAAAAUGUCACCCUCAGGGACUGUGGUGCUGUCCAUGGCCCAAAAUCUGGAGAGACAGCUCAGCACCCCUGGGAGGAAGCCUGCCGGAGGGGUCCGUCUGUUUCCAACAUCCCCCGUGGGACUUCUGAAAACCUCAUCCUCUGUCAAGAAGCCCCAGCUCUCAGCGGAGGACAGUGACUUGGAGAUCUCAUCCUUGGAGGACAUCACCCAAGACCUGGACUUGGGCCCGAAGGCCGAACGACCAUCGCUUCCACGCUCUGAGCUGGGCGCGAGGCACAGAGGGGACUCCAUGAGCUCACAGGCCACGAGCGUCUGGACUUCCGACAGCGCCAGGGUAGCGGGAUGGUGAAUCCCGCUGGCCGCUUGACUGGAAGCUCCUUGUGGACGGGGAUCGUGUCUCCCAACUCUGUUUUAUUCUACUCUUCCAAGCGCUUAGUACAGUGCUGUGCACACAGCGAGCCUUCAAUAGACACCACGUAUUGAUGGCCAAAGU
Tachyglossus aculeatus (Australian echidna) is the source of this 2577-nucleotide messenger RNA. RefSeq names its product DAZ interacting zinc finger protein 1 like (gene DZIP1L). Gene Ontology annotation, cellular component: cytoplasm; ciliary basal body. The coding region runs from base 1 to 2433 and encodes 810 amino acids. Lineage: Eukaryota; Metazoa; Chordata; Mammalia; Monotremata; Tachyglossidae. Gene Ontology annotation, biological process: cilium assembly. The transcript is spliced from 16 exons. The record is from RefSeq and is a predicted model, not a curated record.